Molecule: messenger RNA, 1091 nt
Organism: Tetranychus urticae (two-spotted spider mite)
Lineage: Eukaryota; Metazoa; Arthropoda; Arachnida; Trombidiformes; Tetranychidae
Source: RefSeq, a predicted model, not a curated record
UACCAAUUUCAAUACAAAUUUCCUAUUUUUUCUUGUUUUUGCUCAUACAAUUGCAAGUCUUCAAUAAUGUCUUCAACAUCCAAUAUUUAUUUUUCCGAAUUAGAAAGAUUGAAAACCUUUCGUGAAAAUGGGUGGCCUCACUCCUUUUUGAGUCCUGAAAUUAUGGCCAAGUGUGGAUUUUAUUAUACUGGUAUACGUGACCAAGUAAAAUGCCCAUUUUGUGAUAUUGUGAUCUUCUAUUGGGACGAUGCUGCAGAACCCAUUGACGAACAUAUCUUUGCAUCAAAAAACUGUCGAUUUGUGAAUGGAUACGACGUGGGGAAUAUCUUCAUAGGUAAUGAUCCAAGAGAAAUAUUUGAAUUGAGCCCAAAAGAGGAAGUGGAAACCAAGAAGAUAUUAUCGAAUAAUGAAAAGAAAAGGUUGAGAAAAAAGAAGAAGAAAAUGGAUGAACAAAGUAGUCGUCUAAAUGAAGUAACGGAUUUGAUGAUAAGACAAAUGUUUGAGGAUGAUAUUGAUAUUGAUAUCAUUGCAGAUUUAGUGCCGAAGGACUCUUGGCAUUAUGAAUAUAUAAGAGUUUACCAAAAGCUCAGUUUGACUUUUGAUAAAGAUGGUAGUAAAGAUUUAGAGAAUUCGAGAAACGACAAUGAAAUUGUAGAUCCAGCCAAGAAAAUGUUGGAGGGAAAAGAACCAGUCGAAAUGGAAUCGAAAGAAGACGAUGAAGAAAUUAAACCUGUCUAUUGGAAAAAAAGGGUUGCUCAACUCAGCAGAUUGAGAAAGCGAAAGAUCGAGACCAAUGAGAAUGCUACUCUUCCUACAAUUAUGCCUGAAAAGAAAACUAAAAGAAUUGACAAAGAAAUGAUGGAAUCUACUCAUAUGCAUGAUGUUACGGGCUCAUGUAAGGAAAGACAUGGAGUCGAAGUUGUCCUGGAUCCAAAUGAUUUGAAAAUGCUUGUAGCUGAUUUAAUAACUAAAUGCGAGAAAUUGGAACAAGCGAGUUCAUAAGAUUUAAGUGAUAUCGUUGCCGAAUACGUGGCCAGGUAGAAGAGGAAAAAAGUUCAAGACACUUCUAAUUCCAAUAAGAAAUACAAAUA